Zerene cesonia (dogface butterfly) is the source of this 1973-nucleotide messenger RNA. RefSeq names its product alanine aminotransferase 1-like. The transcript has 12 exons. NCBI's taxonomy places the organism in Eukaryota, Metazoa, Arthropoda, Insecta, Lepidoptera, Pieridae. The record is from RefSeq and is a predicted model, not a curated record. Gene Ontology annotation, molecular function: pyridoxal phosphate binding; L-alanine:2-oxoglutarate transaminase activity. Bases 201 to 1763 code for a protein of 520 amino acids. Gene Ontology annotation, biological process: biosynthetic process.
AACAACAAAAUUAUUUAGUUGCGUUAGAUAAUAGAUAUAGUUAUUAUGUAACAAGUUUAAUUAGUUUUUUAUUAUGUAUAACUCGAAUUAAUACUACGAUAUAGUUUUGUGUGCAAUAUUAAGGAUCACCAUCAAUUAUAAAGUUUUGUAAACCGGACUAUUUGUAUCUGUUCCUUCUACGAUUACAUAAAACUAUCAGCAUGUCAUCGAUGAAGAUGAUAAGCCGUGUUUCCAGUCGAGUGUUGUCCGGCAAAGGCUUACGGUCGGAGCCGGUUGAUUUGUCAAUUUUAUUGCCGCGAAAUAUAUACACAAACCAUCGAACCAUGGCUUCCAAAGCAAUAACUAUGGAAAAUAUCAAUCCUAAUGUAGUGAAAUUGGAAUACGCCGUACGUGGACCCCUGGUCACCCGUGCAGCUGAAAUAGAGAAAGAAUUAGAAAAGGGCGCAAAGAAGCCCUUCAAGAGAGUGAUUCGGGCGAACAUCGGCGACGCGCAUGCCAUGGGACAAGUGCCCAUCACAUUUAUCCGACAAGUAUUAUCGUGCAUUGCGAAUCCCUGCAUCAUAGACAAAGUAGACUAUCCCGAGGACGUGAAGCAGAGAGCUCGCGACAUUCUGGCUGCUUGUGGCGGCAAAUCCGUGGGCGCGUACACGGCGUCGCACGGCAUCGAGUCGAUCCGGCGGCACGUGGCCGAGUACAUCGCGCGGCGCGACGGCCACCCCAGCGACUGGAACAACGUGUGCCUCGUGGGCGGCGCCUCCAACGGCAUCAAGAACUGCCUGCAGCUGCUCGUCAACACCAUCGGCGGGAAGCCGUCCGGCGUAAUGAUCCCCAUACCCCAGUACCCAUUAUACUCAGCGUCACUGGCGGAGUACGGUUUGUCCCAAGUGGGGUACUACUUGGACGAGUCGGCCCAGUGGGGGCUGGACCCUAAGGAAUUGGAGCGCGCCAGAGAGGAGGCCCUCAAGAGUUGCAACGUGCGGGCCAUCGUGGUCAUCAACCCUGGCAACCCUACGGGACAGGUGCUGACGCGAGAAAACAUCGAAGCGAUAAUCCGUUUCGCGAACAAGCACAAUCUGUUCAUAUUCGCGGACGAGGUGUACCAGGACAACGUGUACGCGGAGGGCAGCAAGUUCUUCUCCUUCAAGAAGGUGAUGACGGAGAUGGGUGAACCCUUCAGUAAAAUGGAGCUGGCCUCCUUCAUGUCCAUCAGUAAGGGUUACAUGGGCGAGUGCGGGCUGCGCGGGGGCUGGAUGGAGCUGGUGAACCUGGAGCCGCAGGUGCAGGCCAACCUGUACAAGGCCAUCUCCGCCAUGCUGUGCCCCAGCUCGCUGGGGCAGGCGGCCGUGGAUACUGUUGCGAAGCCGCCCGCGGCCGGCGAGCCGUCGUACGAGCUGUGGAUCAAGGAGAAGACGGAAGUGCUGCGCUCGCUCGACCGCCGCGCCAAGAUGAUCGCAGACACAUUCAACGCCAUGGAGGGCUUCAGCUGCAACGUCGUGCAGGGCGCCAUGUACGCGUUCCCGCAGAUAGCGCUGCCGCCCAAAGCCAUCGAGGCGGCCAAGAAGGAAGGCAAGGCGCCCGACGUGUACUACGCGUUCCGCCUGCUCGAGCAAACCGGUAUCUGCAUAGUGCCAGGCUCGGGUUUCGGCCAGAGGCCCGGCACGUACCAUUUCCGCACGACCAUCCUGCCGCAGCCGGACCUGCUGCAGGAAAUGUUGGACAUUUUCCGGAAAUUCCACGAGAACUUCACCAAGGAGCACGCGUAAACAACAAUCGCGUAAUCAAUCUGCGGAAAUGUGAUUAAUUUUUUUAAUUUUUUCUUUGUUAUAUGCACGUUGGAGGGGAGAAGGAAAUUUUUGAGGUGUUUUCGUGCCUUCUAUUUGUUGGGAAUUAAAGAAUGCGUAUAACUGCUUAAUGCCAAUAAUAAUGGUUAUAUUGUAAGGUCAUGUGUAAAUUUCAUGUCUGUCCUACAAGUC